CCAAUGCAAGAUGGAGUUCGAAGAGCUGAAAAUUGAGAUACCGAUAGAGGAAGACGAAGAAGACGACAGUGAUGAAUUACAGUUACCUACCAAGAAGUACGAGAAUAAAGCCGGUAGUUUUGUKGUUGGKUUUGAUGUUAACUCAAAGGAGGCACAGGAAAAGCGUGCUAGGAGACAGAAAAGAUUUGGAAUUGUAGAAGAAGAGAAAGAGGAAAAUGGAGCUGAAGAGACAGGAGAGAAAGAAGAGACUUGCGUUGGUUUACCUAAAGACAUUCCAAAGAUCCCUCACGCUGAAGUUCGUUUGGAUGCACUAUUUGUUUAUGGGAUACAAGAUCUCCAUACCAAAGAUGUUUUUGAGUAUUUCCAAGAUUAUGGACCAGGGUCAAUAGAAUGGAUAGAUGAUUAUAGUUGUAAUGUUGUUUGGGAUGAUGAACAUUCAGCAGUCAGAGUUUUGGAUUCCAUGGGAAAAGAUCUAGACAUAUGUGAAAUGGUCUCUGUUGUAGAUACAAGCGAUACCAAUAAAUUAGUUUGGAAAGCAGGACCACCUUGUAAAAAGGCAGGCUGUAAAUUACUGAUGAGACAAGCAACAAAAAAAGACAAGAAACAAGCUGGCGCAGCUAAACGAAGCAUGUAUUAUCUUGUCCAUGGCCACCCAGACCAGUCACGAGGAAAUAGUGGAGUAAAAGGGCUUGUGAGUAAAUCAAGGAAAAGAAAGAUUAUGCAAGAACAAGAACGAGCAAGGCACAAGUCUUCUGGGGAGCCUGAUGUUGCUUUCAUUGACAAAAUAGAAACAGAAGAGGAAAAGAUGGAGGUUGACGAACCUSCUCUUAAGGUUGUGGUAAAGAACGAUAGGACAACUGAAGAAGUCUUUGAAGAUGACAUACCACAGAGACUGCGAAUGCGCAUGCAUGCAGACAGUCCAGAAAAAUCCAAGAUUAAAGACAGACUACAGGAAAGAUUGCAGCCUGAUAUAGAAAAUAAUCUCAAAACUUCAUCGGGUGAUUUGAGGGAAAGGUUAAAAAGCCGCCGAAAACAUGGCUUUGAUUUUAUUGACAGGCCUUCACUUUCUAUAGAGAUACGAGAGGAAGAGACAUAGGACUUUUAAUUCAUAGAAUUUCUUACUUUGUAAAUUUAGUAUUUUUCAUYUAAACACAAGGUGUCCAACAAAAACAAAUCUUGUUUUGAAUKCCAAGCACUAAAAGUGGCUACACAAACGUCUUUGGAAUGAUAAUAUAAGUUUUGGUAUUUAUUAGAGUAGUUCUUAUUUUGUAAAAAGUGUCUGUCUUUUUUAUUACCCCUUAUGAAUGUAUGCAAGAAAUACUCUUCAGUUAAGUACCAAUGCACAAGACAUUAAAAGAUAUAAGACUUUU
Exaiptasia diaphana is the source of this 1370-nucleotide messenger RNA. Its product is annotated as nuclear cap-binding protein subunit 3. The record is from RefSeq and is a predicted model, not a curated record. Gene Ontology annotation, molecular function: mRNA binding; RNA 7-methylguanosine cap binding. Lineage: Eukaryota; Metazoa; Cnidaria; Anthozoa; Actiniaria; Aiptasiidae. Bases 11 to 1096 code for a protein of 361 amino acids. The transcript is spliced from 10 exons. Gene Ontology annotation, cellular component: nucleus; cytosol.